UUGUUCAAUUGCAUCUCGAUCAAAUGAUCGCUUUCAAAAGACGGUUCACGUUCAGACCGAUCGUAUAGUGUGUUCCCUCGUGUGUCCGUUGAUCAACGAUCGAGGAAGGGCGCGUCUUGCAGCGAGUGAGCAAGCCCCCAGCCAACGUGUUGUUGAUAGCCGCUUCGUCCGGAGGAAAAAAACCUGUUUUGAUCCCGCAGCCGUAGCGUAGCGCGAACGAAGUGGCGGUGGUCCCAAAACGUGUUCAGAAUUGAAUGUUUCCUCUUUCACUUUGUGGUCAACCCAGGCCGAGGAGGCAAGGCAAACUGUUGAGCGGACGUGUACUGCACACAACAUCACAUGAAUCCCUAUACCGUAGUCGCGUUCCGGUAAUGUUUCAGGCAUCGGUUCAAGGUGCAACAUCAUUGGGCUAAGCGCCCCUAUAGUGUUGAUCAUCAUACUGCAGCCGAUAUUAGUGCGACAAUCUCUGUGAAUCUAACGUGAUUGUGAUCUCCAAAUCAAGUUGAUCCUCGAAGUAUCUCAAGAUUGAGUUCUAGCAGCAGCGACUCAUCGAAUUCCACCGGCAGACGGACCGACGACGACGGUACCGAGCAGGACAUUCUGCCAGAAACGGGGUGAGACCGUCAGUGCUAGUGUGAACACACGGAGUAGGGUCAUCCACACCAGCAACAUUCCACAGAUCCGCAGCGAUGGGGUGCGAUUGUGAAUCGUGUAUAGCGAAAACGCUCCUGUCCGUGUUCAACUUUCUCUUCUUUGUUCUCGGUACGAUCGUGCUCGGUGUGGGGAUAUGGCUGGCAACGGAUAAGACAUCGUUCAUAGCCCUGCUGAAAAUGGUGGACAACGAUCAGCUAGAGCAUUUUACCCAACCGGCCGUCAUUGAGCAACUCGCCUAUCUGCUGAUCAUCAUCGGAGCGGUCAUGUUCUUCCUCAGCUUCCUUGGCUAUUGUGGCGCGAUACGAGAAAGCCAGUGUCUCCUAACGACGUACGGCCUGUUCCUGUUGGUGAUUCUCGUGGCAGAAGUAACGGCGUUUGGGCUGGCGGCAGCGUACAAGGAUCGGGCUCGCACGGAAACCAAGAACUACCUCCAGACGACGAUCUCCAACUACUAUACGAGUAGCAACGAGCGCAAUCAGACCGAUGCCGUCACCCUGAUGUGGAACUACAUGAUGUCCGAGCUGCACUGCUGCGGUGUUGACGACUACCGGGACUUUGCCCUAUCGGACAAGUGGAACGAGAGCAAACGCGACCGGAUCGUACCGGCGGCAUGCUGCGUACAGACGGCCCUGUUCCAGCCGCAGGACAAGAACUGCCCCUUCUCACCGACCGAGACGAACAGCUACUUCAAGAAGGGCUGCUACACGGCGCUUACCGACUGGAUCAUGUACAACCGGAAUCUGGUGAUCAUCGUGGCGGUCGCCGUCGGUCUAACGCAGCUGCUGGCCAUCUUUCUGGCGUUCUGUCUCUGCAAAUCGAUCGAAAAAUAUAGGGGAAUGCGGCUGUAGGCGGAGGGCUGUUACGCUGUGUUCGAGUAGAUUACAUCCGAAGCAUUCACAUAAUCGCAUUAAGCCGCACACAUCGAUCGUUAAGGGGAUCCUGUAUGGGAUCCUGGUAGGAGUAUCGCAACAUAACAAUCAAUUGGGACCAGCAGAAGUAGCAGCAGCAACAGAAGCAUGAGCAGAAAGCAUCAUAGAGAUCGAUAGAAGGAUCUCGAGGCUGCCUACACUCCAGCUAUUGCGAUGUUCGUGCCGGCUGGAGUGUCCUGGCAAUUGUUGAAGCAAUCGUUUGCAAAUACACCCACAAAAGUAACAAAACCGAAGUGCACUUUUCGAUAAUGAUAAUGAGGAAGUUAACAGAGUAGAUAUGGCGGAAGAAUCUCGUAGCGUCUAGAAAGCGUGUGGCGUGUACCGCGUGUUGUGUUGGUUAUUUAAAAGACAAAGAAUCUCACGAGUAAAGACUUGUCUUCUGUUUCGGAGGGAAGCGCGGUUCGGUCACGAUUAGGCAAUCCAAAUUGCAAGCCAACCCCUUUCACCGUUAAUCACCGGUGAUCCGCGGUUAGACGAUGUUUCGAUGUUUGAUGAGAACAGGAGCCACCUAGAGAGCGCAUUAGGGAGGGUAUGAAUAUACCGUGUCAUAGCAUCGAGUAAAUUUGAUUUUUUGUGUUCACGAUCGCGAUGAGGAUAGUUUUGAACACCGGAGAAGCAUCAAUUUAGUUGCAUAACCGCGGUUUAUGUUCUUUUCAUUUCUUCCCUUCCUUUCACCCUUCGUUUUGUCUACACUUUUUUUGUUAAGUUACAUGAUUUUAAGAUCCAUAAACUUAAAUGUAGCCGUUAGAAAGAGAGUGAGAGUGACAGAGAGCGAUGGAAUAAAUGAAUCAUUAAUCAAACUAAACGUGAA
Molecule: messenger RNA, 2394 nt
Organism: Anopheles darlingi
Lineage: Eukaryota; Metazoa; Arthropoda; Insecta; Diptera; Culicidae
Product: tetraspanin-9
Exons: 7
Coding region: 690-1502 (270 amino acids)
Cellular component (GO): membrane
Source: RefSeq, a predicted model, not a curated record